AUGGCAGAGCAUGGAGACACGAUAGCAGAACCACCAAGGACCGCUUAUGGCCUUGACGGGGACCCAUUCUUGACGCCAGCGGAGAACUCGUUCUUGGCACAAGAUUUCACACCCAGAAGCACUACUAUCGACACCCGCUACGGGUCUAAGUUCAACUUAAUAAGUGGAACCAGUACGUAUUCGACUGCGCAGCCGGGUCCAUCAUCUGCCUCCCUUAUUUCAACAGGAGACUCAGAAGACGUCGAGCCCCAACGAGAAGACGAUGGAGCUCGCUUGACCUUGGAUAUAUCCCGCAUUCAUACAAACGAUAGCUGGAACGAAAAUCUUUCCGCAGACUCGGAACGCUCGGGUGGCAUUGCUCGCACGCGUCGGAGAACUACCAUUCGGUACGAUACACCGUCGCCACUGAAGAGGACGGGAACUGCUUUCAAGUCCAUGUCGAAAAAUAUACGUCGCGCGUCUCUACGUGUGGUGAAUCUCGCCGGAACUGGCUUGGACGACUCGAUACGUCUACCAGACGAUGACGAUGACGAUGGUCAAUUUCCUGGGAAGGAUAAAGAGGAGGAGGAGUACGAGAUGCGACAGAAGGGGAGCAACCCUCCGGACCUCACUGAACCUUCACCCAUCCGUGGCCGUACGCUCUGUUUCUUUGGACCAACAAGCAAAAUUCGACUCAAAUUGUAUUACCUCUUACUGCACCCAUGGACGGAACCUCUUAUACUUGUUCUCAUUAUCAUUAAUGCUAUCAUAUUAACAAUACAAGCCUCGCAUUCCUUGCUUUUAUCUCCUAGCCAGAAUGCACCAACGCCCAUAAAGGGUUAUUUCCAUCUAUGGGAAGACUAUGUUCUGUUCGUUCUGUUCGUCCUGUUCACGCUAGAAGCUUUUGCUCGUAUAUGUGUUUCUGGUUUCCUAUUCGAUCCAGAGAUUCGCGUUUCAGCCAUACUUGCGCGCCCAUUCGCUCUUGCACCGAGCUCGUCAUCGUCACCUUACCUUCACAAUGCUACAACACCGUCGACAUCGACAUCUACACCGACGCCCCGUCGAAUCCAUUCUGAUGGGAAUCGCUCUCGGAAUCCCAUCGAGAAAUUGGCAAAUAGUAUCUCACAUCCACCGAAGCACAUUCGAAAUCCAUCUCAGCCUACCUUCUUCUCCAAAGCUUUACGGUCAGAUCAAACAGAUGUGAUUUCACUACCUUUUCGGCUCAACAUCUCUCAUGCACACGAAAAAGUCCAUCGCAAUGUUCCCUAUCUGCGACAAAGCUGGACUCGAAUCGACUUUGUUGCUAUUGUCAGUUUUUGGAUAUCCUUUAUUUUGGCUAUGACGCAUGUCGAAAGAGGAACCUAUCACAUUGGGGCUUUCAGGGCUAUGAGUGUGUUGCGCACGGCAAGGCUACUUGCAAUUACAUCUGGUACUACGACUAUCAUGCGAUCGCUAAAAAUUGCACGACCUUUGCUCACCAAUGUUGCUUAUUUCGUCGUCUUUGCCAUGAUAUUGUUCUCUGUCAUCGGUGUGCAGUCUUUCAAAGGUUCUUUCCAGCGAUCUUGUUAUUUACAACCUACCCUUGGCGAGAGUGCAACCCAGAUUUCAAAUCAAUUUUGCGGCGGUCAUGUCGAUCCAGUGACUUUGAACAAUACGUAUUAUCUCCAGCGGAAUGGUAAUCCAGGAAAUACCAUCAAAGGCUACAUCUGUCCACUUGGGCAGGUCUGUCAGGAAGGGCAAAAUCCUUAUACUGGUGUUGAGAGUUUCGAUACGGUGUACUUUGCAUUACUUCAAGUAAUAAUUGUUGCUUCUGCCAAUGGCUGGUCUCCAAUCAUGUACGCCAUGAUUGAUGCGGAAUACUUCGUGUCCUGCUUUUUCUUCAUCAUCUGCAUUCUUGUCCUGAACUUCUGGCUUAUAAACCUUUUUGUUGCUGUCAUUACCAACACAUUCUCAGCAAUAAGGUCAGAUACAAAGAAGAGUGCUUUUGGAGCUGCGCCUUUAGGUCCUAUUACUGACGAGCAAGACGAGGGUUGGGCUAUAGUCGAUGGCCGCCAUAUCUCACAAAAUAACCGUCUCAAAGUUGUUUAUCAGUAUACGAGAUGGUGCUGGGUGUUUCUUGCACUUGCAUCGCUUGUUGUACAGGCCACUGCAACUGCCACAAUGAGCGAUGUGCAUCAGACCGUCCUCGAUUGGUCGGAGCUUGCUAUCACCAUUGCAUUCGAUUUCGAGAUUAUCCUACGAGUUUUGGCAGAGCUACCAGCCUGGCGGAAAUUCUUUGCACACGGGAACAAUUGGCUGGACAUACUGUUGGCCAUUGGCUCUACCAUAAUUCAGAUUCCGGCCAUACAUAACUCUUCGGUUUAUCCGUGGCUGACAAUUUUUCAGCUGGCUAGGUUCUACAGAGUGAUUCUGGAGUUCCCGAGAAUGAAACCACUCAUGCUUACGGUUUUCGGAAACAUGUAUGGUCUGGCGAACAUGACUCUAUUUCUGAUGCUGGUGAACUUCAUAGCUGCUCUGGUCGGCGUUCAGCUUUUACGCGGAGACAUGGAUGGAAGUAACACCAUGAAUUUUGGUCAACUCUUCAAUUCGUUCUUGGCCGUCUACCAAAUAUUUUCGUCGGAGAACUGGACAACUGUAUUGUAUGGUGCCACUGAUGCGGAGCUAUCUCUGGGCCAAGCUGUAAUUGUUGCUUUCUUCCUAUCUUGUUGGCUUCUUUUCGCGAACUUCAUCGUACUGCAGAUGUUUAUUGCUGUCAUCAAUGAAAAUUUCAACGUGGCGGAGGAGGCCAAGAGAGGGAAACAGGCCUCUGAUUAUUGGGAAAAUGAUCAACAGCGGCCGAUAGACAAUGCAACUUGGAUGCGCAAGCUCAAUCCCUAUCAAUGGAUCAAAGCUAAUCCUGUCAAGGUGAAGGUCGAGAAUCUCCCGUCGAAUCUUGUAUUACCUAUGCAGAAGGCAUUGGUUCAAGAUUAUCAGAUUCCAAGUCAAGUAAAUAGAGCUUCCUCUGUGUGUACCGGAUUUUACAUGUCGGCUCGGCAUGAUUCAAUGGCUCUCCAGGAUCCCAUUGAUGAGGAAACUGAGCGUCAUCUCGAAAUAUUGGCUUCUGUUAACCCCGAGAAUGCCUCAACGCAAGACAUCAACGACUUGUUGUACGAAAGACGGGCUCAAAAAGCGGAUUUUAUUCGUGACCAUCCUACCUACGACAAAACCUUUUGGCUCUUCUCCCAGAAAAACCGUAUCCGCCAUCUUUGUCAGAAGAUGGUCAAACCUGCCAAUGGAGAACGCAUCUUUGGUACUCCUCUAUCAAACGUCGUUCAUCCUAUAUUCCAGCUGGUUAUUUUGCUCGCAGUAAUUGGCGGUAUAGUCACGGAAGGUAUUGCGACGCCUGUAUACCGGCGUGACUAUUUUCUUGCCAACGGCGUCAUUCGAGGUUCAUGGUUCAACAUUGCUGAAACUGUCUUUGGCCUGGUGCUCGUUAUAGAGUUCUUCAUCAAGGUUAUAGCGGAUGGUUUUGCGUUUACUCCCAACGCCUAUGUUCGCAGUAUCUGGAACAUCCUUGAUUUUUUCAUCUUGAUUGGGAUUUUGGUCAACGUCUCACUUACUCUCAUGUUUGUUGGUGGACUGAGCCGCUUUACGCGUGCCUUGAAGGCAUUACGUGCUUUGCGCCUGAUAACGCUCAUCGAGAAAAUGCGGGACACCUUCCAAUCAUUAAUCCUCUCAGGCGUUACCCGUAUCUUGGACGCUGCUAUGCUUGCGAUAUUGUAUCUCAUUCCUUUCAGUGUAUGGGGUGUAAACAUCUUCGCAGGACUUAUGAACGAGUGUAAUGAUACCAGUGUGCAGGGUAUUUCGGACUGCACGAAUGAGUACGUGAACACCAUCUAUGGAGACUCAUUCGGCUUUUUGGUACCACGUGCAUGGCAGAAUCCAUCUCCAUCAACAACGUUCUCAUUCGAUAAUUUCCGCGCUUCCCUUCUCAUUCUCUUCGAAAUCGUUUCUCUCGAGGGUUGGAUUGACGUGAUGUCGGUUGCUAUGAGCAUAACUGGCAAGGGGCAACAACCACAGACCAACGUCUCACAGGUCAACGCUAUAUUCUUUGUUAUUUAUAAUCUUCUGGGAGGGGUAGUGAUUUUGACGCUCUUUGUCAGUAUUAUCAUUGGAAACUUCUCUUCAGAGACGGGGACAGCAUUCCUUACACAGCCCCAGAGAGAAUGGAUUGAUUUACAAAAAUUAAUUAAACGCCAGCGACCUUCAAAGAGGCCCCAAGAUCGACCAACUUCCUUGGUUCGGUCGUGGUGCUAUGACCGCGCUGUCCAUAAACAUGGAUGGUGGUCGCGUAUGAUGACUUUUCUACUUAUCGUUCAAAUAUUUGCUUUGAUGACCCAAACCUUCACUGCUCAAGCUGUGGCUGACAGUCUUCGCAAUAAUUUCUCUCUACUGAUCACUUUCAUGUAUGUCAUCGACAUCAGUGUUCGAUUUUAUGGACUUGGGUGGAAUAGCUUCCGUGCGAAUGGGUGGAAUAUUUUUGACAUCGCUGUUGCGGGAGGCAGCUUCGUCACGACGCUGGUCGUGCGCUUCGGAUCCAGCAGUUUCGUCAUUCAACAGCUUCAAAAACUGUUCCUUGUUAGUAUUGCUUUCAAACUCGUACAAAGAACAAACAGUUUGAAUAAGUUAUUCAAAACUGCAGUUGCCAAUCUGCCAGUUAUACUAAGCCUCCUUGCAUUAUGGCUCAUACUGUUUUUAUUCUUUGCUAUCAUGUACAUGGAAGUAUUUGGCAUGACGAAGUGGUACUCGGCUGAAACAAGGACGCAAAAUUAUCAAACGAUGGGCUCCGCGCUUGUGAUGUUGGCGUUUAUGAGCACAGGCGAAGGUUGGAACCAGUAUAUGCAUGACUAUGCUGUCGAAUAUCCUCGCUGCACACGAACGACUAGUUUAAUAAACCAAACAGAUUGUGGCAGCACAGCUUGGGCAUUCUCGCUAUUCAUUGCGUGGAACCUUUUGAGUAUGUAUAUAUUCGUCAACAUGUUCACCGGUGUUGUCGUGGAGAACUUCUCCUACGUCUUUCAAGUAAGUGGUGGCGCAAAAUCCAUCACUCGCGAAGAAAUGCGUUCCUUCAAAAAAAUCUGGGCAGAAUUUGCCAACCCGAAAACUGGGCGUCUGGAACGCAGUCGUUUCGUUCCUUUCUUUGCUAAACUCAGUGGUGUGUUCGAAACCCGUAUCUAUCCAAUCGACUAUAGUGUGAAGAAUAUUGUUGCUCAAUGCAAAAGCGAUAAAGAGACGCACGUCUGGUCCAGCAAGGACGCGACAGGUAUGGACCUUUCAAAGCUCAAUAAAGCGCUAAGCGCCAUCGACUAUGCCGGUGUCAGAAAGAGGAGGACCACCUACAGUCGUUUGUAUCAUGAAGCGAGUGUGUCUUAUCACCAAGGGACAGGAAUAUCGUUUACCGAAAUGCUUUUGUUACUCGCCCACAAUAAGCUUAUCACCAAUAAGCUUGUCACAGAUUUGGUCAACCUUGAUCGGGUACGCUCGUUGCUAAGGAUGAUUUCAUUGCGGCGGCGAUUCCUGGCACACAGAGAACAAUCAAAGCGAAUCCGCAACGAACAGCAAGGUAAAAAUUAUACCCCAGGAAUAGAAAACCGCUGA
Molecule: messenger RNA, 5616 nt
Organism: Serpula lacrymans var. lacrymans S7.9
Lineage: Eukaryota; Fungi; Basidiomycota; Agaricomycetes; Boletales; Serpulaceae
Exons: 23
Coding region: 1-5616 (1871 amino acids)
Biological process (GO): calcium ion import across plasma membrane
Cellular component (GO): membrane; voltage-gated calcium channel complex
Molecular function (GO): high voltage-gated calcium channel activity
Source: RefSeq, a predicted model, not a curated record